Molecule: messenger RNA, 1694 nt
Organism: Pieris napi
Lineage: Eukaryota; Metazoa; Arthropoda; Insecta; Lepidoptera; Pieridae
Product: transmembrane protease serine 11D-like
Exons: 7
Coding region: 104-1405 (433 amino acids)
Biological process (GO): proteolysis
Molecular function (GO): serine-type endopeptidase activity
Source: RefSeq, a predicted model, not a curated record
GACCACGGCAAUUUAACAAAGCGAGUGGUUUGAAGCAGUUUACUUAAACAUACUGUGUAGAUUUUUGUUUAUCGCAGUUUUAGUGUUCAAUCGAUUCUUUAAUAUGGAAGUUGUGUAUUUUGUUUUGAUAUUUUUCGCUAUUAGCGUAAACUCUGUAGCUAUCCAUGGACCUAUGUUGACGAGAUACAACCCAUGCAGUCUGGGAGUGUUAUAUUUUGAUAAAUUAACUAAUAUAUCGUGGCAGGGGACGAUUAAUUUCAGUUUAUAUCCUAAUAUAACUGAUGCUGAUAUUGAAAUCACCUUCGAUAAGCCUAUAAGGAUUUUUGGGGCCUCGAACAACAGUACAGUAUACGCAAGGAACAACUGGCAUAGUUUCUUAUUUAAGCCGCGGGGAGUGCUUCCGCCUCAUUACUUUUUCUACAUAGCUGUUAUAGGUGACGUUUCAAAUGUCCCAAAUGUUGUCACAGUAAAAUUAAAUAACUAUACACUGUGCAAUCCUGCUGUUAAGAAUGAACUAAAUAUUCAGUCCUACAACGCAACACAACCAGACGACAAGUAUUAUCGUCAAGUUUGCGGGCGCCGAGCGCUCCACAACGCCGAACUAAGUUCGAUAAAGACUGACGCGAAAGCUGGCGACUGGCCAUGGCACGUGGCUGUGCUGAUCAGGGAAAACAUCUCUAAAUACGCCAGAUAUCAGUGUGGGGGAAAUAUAAUAUCGAGAACUGCUGUUCUUACAGCGGCGCAUUGCCUUUUCUAUAACUCAUUGCCCAUACAUAUCAGUCGUCUACUAAUUGUAGCAGGAGUGGACAAUUUAAAAUUAUUCAAUCAACCCGGGAGACAAUUACUUAACGCAGUCGAUGUAAUAGUGAACCCCGCUUAUAAGUCGGAUGAGUCGACUGCGGAUUUGGCCAUUAUUCGAGUGAAUGCAUUUAGAUAUACUGAUUAUGUGCAACCGAUAUGUCUUUGGGGCCCUUCGUAUGACAAAAGCAAUUUGUAUGGACAAAUGGCUGUGGUGGUGGGCUUCGGGACAACUGAGGAGAAUCAAUUAUCAGACACGCUAAGGUCAACGUUCACAGUGGUGCAGAAUGACACGACAUGCAUUUCGUAUUCACCCCAGUUGUACACAAGUUUGUUGAACGAGUUCACAUUCUGCGCUGGACUCGACCCAAAUGCCGGUACAAGUCCUCUUCAAGGAGAUAGCGGUGGAGGCUUAUCAAUAUCCACAGUCCAACCAGACCACAAAGUGAGUUGGUUCCUACGAGGCGUCCUCUCAAAAUGUGGGAUACCCGAUGGUGAAACAAUUUGUAAUCCAAAGUAUUACGUAAUAUAUACUGAUGUUGGCCCGCACUAUGGAUGGAUCUAUCACCAUGCAGGGUUAAAUUAUAUUAGCAAUAUUGUUUAUUGAUAUCUAGUAGACAAUUUACUAUACUAGAAGAUUGAAUAAUGUAAACAGUAAGGCUCGUAUUGGAGUGAGAGUAUAUAUGACUUUGUAUGUAUUGGAAAUCUAUAAGAGUUUACCAGUUUAACGUAGAAGUUCUGUUCUCAUAGAAUACAACAAAUCUUUAGAUGUACUUCUUGUUUGUACAAUAGAUAACUUAGAUAUUUGUAAAUAUAGUUACGUUGCUAAGACUUAUGAAGACGAUAUUUGAACAAAAAUUUAAGCUUAGUUUUAAAGGAAUAUAAUUUUUAUGUUA